Sphaeroforma arctica JP610 is the source of this 1584-nucleotide messenger RNA. Its product is annotated as calcium-binding protein NCS-1. Bases 1 to 516 code for a protein of 171 amino acids. The record is from RefSeq and is a predicted model, not a curated record. Lineage: Eukaryota; Ichthyosporea; Ichthyophonida. The transcript has 6 exons. Gene Ontology annotation, molecular function: calcium ion binding.
AUGCUACUUGAGCAGCGCGAAUUGCAGCAGUGGCACAAUGCAUUUCUGAAAGACUGUCCUUCGGGUACCUUGGAUAAGGAUGAGUUUCAGAAGCUCUACAGACAGUUGUUUCCGCUGGGCGAUCCAAGUGUGUUCUCUCGGCACGUGUUUCGGAUCAUCGAUGAGGACAACGAUGGCUUCAUCAGUUUCAAGGAGUUCAUGAUCGCCCUGUCUAUUGCAUCGCGAGGGAAUGUGGAGGAGAAGUUGGAAUGGGCCUUCCGUUUGUAUGAUAUUGACAACGAUGGAGCUAUCUCGCGCAGUGAGAUGUACCGCGUCAUGCUGUCGAUUUACCAGAUGAUCGGAGAACUAGUACACUUUCCAGAUAACGAGAACACCCCUGAGAAGCGCAUUGACCGCAUCUUCGAACUAUUAGAUGAGAAUCAGGAUGGACUUCUGACCCUGGAAGAGUUUAUGAAAGGUUCCGAGAAGGAUCCCAACAUAGUGAGAGCGCUAGGUCUCUAUGAUGGGUUGGUCUGAGUACUGUGAGACACACAACUCAUAGUUCCUUCAAAGUCAGCUCUCCGUAUUCACUGAUCUCUCUUGAAAUUACGGGAGGGUCAAGAAACACAGGGUGCACAUAUACCUACCGCUUGCACACAACAUACACACGCGUAUGAUGUCCCAGUCAAUCACAGAGACACCUUUUGAGCUUACAGCACAUUGUCAGUUGCUCUGCGCUUCUAGAUUCUAUCCGCAGCCCACGCCGUUCUUGACAAUUCCUCCGAGUUUAUGUAUGGAGAGGUUUACGGGUAACAACCCUACACCAAGUAAGAUAGUGAGUGGGCGCUAUGGCAACCAUUUUCAAUUUUAUCCUGACUGAUCUCAUAUCGCAUCAAGCCAAUACCACGAGGCAUAGCCACAUCUCUCGCUAUAUCAUGGGUCAACCUGUGAUAACUUACUGUGACUCUGCAUGACGAGAAUUACAAUCAAGCCAAGGUGGCGGGGUUGAUCAACUGCGUCGAGUUUGCUUGUCACUGCCGUUAUAGUCAAACCAGAGCUUCAGAAGUGGGGGGGGUAAGGCAGUUCUAUAUACUCCGACCAGCGUUUGUAUUUAGCACUCAUUAUAUGCAUAUUUGACAGUGGAACCUGCGUUUUUAAACCAGUCACAAAAACAUCUAAACUGAGACAGCUUUCGGGAUCGAGCUGGUGCUCCAACGCUUGCCUCAACAGUUAGGCGUCCUAUAUAUUAUUCUAAAUCAAUAUCUAUGCAAAAUCUCAGGGGUGAUGUCCGCAUGUCCACAUUCUGGUAUAAUGAAAUGGUGGGCUCUGUUACGAAUAGCGGCGUGAUGAAAUCGCGCGUCUAAAUCAUUUCUGGAUAAUAUUGUUCGAUCUUGGUGCUCAAUUACCUUAUCAAAGGUCCUGGCUACUCACCUGUACCUGUUACGGAGAAGAAGCGGAUAAUACAUGCGCAUUGGGAGUUUUAUUUCUAAAUGCAGUAGGCAUGUUUUAUUAAAAAUCUUACUGAAACAUAUCUGGUGAUAAACAUGAUGCCCUGGUAAACAUGUAGGAUACACGCACAGGUGCAAUAAACCCUAAAUAUUUGGC